Molecule: messenger RNA, 1309 nt
Organism: Oncorhynchus tshawytscha (Chinook salmon)
Lineage: Eukaryota; Metazoa; Chordata; Actinopteri; Salmoniformes; Salmonidae
Product: schwannomin-interacting protein 1
Exons: 7
Coding region: 231-974 (247 amino acids)
Biological process (GO): positive regulation of hippo signaling
Cellular component (GO): plasma membrane; cell junction
Source: RefSeq, a predicted model, not a curated record
GGGGGCGGGAGGAAAGGGAAGGGGUACGGGAGAAAGACAGGCAGGCAGGCAGGCAGGGUGUUUCCUUAACUUCAAGGAAGAGUUUAAUCAAGUUAAUAGAUUAUUGUGGGCUAUUAAAACGAUACACCACUGGGAAACCGUACAUCAAUUUUUAAAAGACACAAACAAGAGAAGGAGACCGCGAUGUUGGGAAUAGGAAAACUGCACCACGGUCUGGAAUAGGGUGAAGGAUGGAGGGAGAGACGGAGAAGGAGACAGCGGAGGAGAAGGAGAGUGAUGAGACACAGCCGUUUGCUGGGGAAGGGGCAGGGCGACUUCGUCAGAAUGGAGAGUCCUCCGAGGACGACCAGGACCUACCCAUCAUGCACUGGGAAGACCUGAGCCUGAGGAUCGCUGAACUGGAGAAACAGGAGGAGGAGAGGAGAGAAAGGGCAAAGAGUACGAGUGGGUCGGAACAGGGGAGUGUGUCAGGGGGCUGGGCGGAAGAGAGGCAGGGUGGGCUGUGGAGGAAAGAUGAAUGGGAGGAUGAGGAGGACUACGGAAGAUGUCGAGUCACGGUCGUCUCGUCGAGAUUCCACAACCAAAAAAAUCUACAGUUAUGCUACAUCAACAACAGUGAGAGUGAGGAUGAGGAGGGGGCUGUCAAAGAAGGUUCUAUAGGACCAGGUAGCUAUGGUUACCACCCCUCUGGCCUGAAGUUGGAAGUGAGGGCCGCGCUGAGUGCGCUCAAAAACAAGCUGUUAGCUGAACAGAAAGAGGAGCACCUUGCCUGCAGUAGUGUGAUCACUAAGAGGACGCAUCUGGAACGCUGUGACCUGCAGACCUGCUCAAUACAGCAGCUCAACUCCCUCAGGACCUCACUCAACCACGACAUACACGACCUGAGCUCAGAGUUGGUGGGUCACCUGUUGAUAAGGGACCAGCUGAGAACCAAACAGGACGCCAUGCUCCUGGACGUACAGGAUCUGACAUAACCCUCACCCACAGGUGCACAGGACAGGAAGUCGUUGUGCUCAACAGUGGAUAAAGUGAUGCUGUCCAAGAUAUGCCACUAUGAGACUGUCAGAAGUGUUGCCAUAAUAUCCUACUUAACAUAUGAUUCUUCGAUAAAAAGGAGAAAUGUUGAUGAACACUAAUGAGCACCAUCUUGGACCGGCAUCAUAAUGCAAUCCACAUUAUACAGGCAUGGUACGGAUGCUCAGCUAUGAAAAGCCAACUGACAUUUACUUCUGAGGUACUGACCUGUUGCACCCUCUACAAUCACUGUGAUUAUUAUUGGACCCUGCUGGUCAUCAAUGAAUGUUUGAAC